CGAUGCGUGUGUAUACAAGUGAUCGCGUCCUGUUUGUUUUAUGCUUUUGGGCAUUUGCCAUAUAAACACAUCAAGCCGUAGGCCGUCGAUGCCAGCUUUAGGCUGCGGAUCGACCUUCAGGAAACUUACAACACACUGUCCUUAGCAAAAUGACGCGAUACUACCCAAAUGAGCAACGAAUCUGAACCCAUGUGACUUCAAUGCGCUCAUUGAACUCCUCCUCAUUCUAAAUUUCUAAGCUGCUACGACGUCUCUGAACACACUGGCGCAAACUCUAGCUAGCCUUGCAGCCUUUGCCGCUCCGCUACGCAUCGCCCUAUUGCCCUCUACCCGCACCGCACAUCCCCUCGCCGUCUAUGCAUCAAAACCCCUUAACUACAACAGCAUGAACGCCUCUCUUCUUCGCCCGUCCACCCUCGUUCCUACCGCUACGAAUCUUGGGCCGCCGCGAUCGCUGACGCCCCAACACCUGCUGCCCAGCCCCGCUCUGGCCCCGAUCCCUCUCCGCUACCGCCUGGGCCGCCCAGCUGCUCUCCCUCAGCCUCCUCUCCGCCAGCCAUUCGUUACCCUAGCGGCCUGCCCCUCCUCCGCCCGGGGGCCCCUCCUGCCCCCCAGCCGCACUGCACCCUCCUGGCCUGGCCCACCCCUCCAACAGCAGCAGCGCCCCUGGCCACCCGGUGGGAGCGCACCAGCGUCACCGGCAGCAUCACCGCACCGGGGGGCAGCAGCCGGAGACAGCAGCGAGGGGAGUCGCAGCAGCAGCAGCAGGCUCAGCGUCCGUGUGGCCGGUAGGGGCAGCCGCAGCGGCAACAUCAUGAACAGCAGCUGGGGCAGCAGCGGCGGCAGCAGCAGCGACAUGCGCAGUGGCGGUCCCUUCUACGCGGUAGCGGUGGGGUGGCGGACAGGCGUGUUCCGCAGCUGGGGUGAGGCGGAGAAGGCGGUGAGCGGCUUCAGCGGUGCGGUGUACAGGAAAUUCCACACGGAGCGGGAGGCGCGGCAGUACGUGGCCGAGGAGGGGCAGCCGGGGCAGCAGCAGCAGCAGCAGCCCAGCAGGGCCCUGGGAGGGCUGGCAGGCGGAGGCGGAGGAGCAGGAGGGGGCAUUGAUAAGCGGCCGUACUAUGCGGUCGCAAAGGGGCAGCAGGUUGGCAUUCUGCGCAGCUGGGAGGAGACGCAGGCCGUUGUGGAUGGAGUGUCGGGCAGCAUCUACAAGCGCUUCAGCAGCCGCGGGGAGGCUGAGCGCUUCCUGCUAGAGCACGGAGUGCGGCUGGCGGGGGCGGCUGCGGGCGGGGCACCGGGGCGGGGCGCCACCUCCGCUCCCAGUACUACUCCUGCUGCUGGUGGUGGUGGUGGUGGUGCUCCUGGUGGUGCUGCUGCCCCUGGAGGUGGGGUAGCCGUCCCUGCGGGAGCCGUAGCCGCAGCGGAGGAGUCUCCCAGCAGAAGAACUGCGACUGCGGUGGCCGCCACGACGGCGAGGGCGCGCAAGGGCGAGGCCGCCAAGGGCGAGUCCGCUGGGGCGGCUAAGAGGGCAGCAGCAGACGCACCACCAGGAAAGAGAGCACGGCGGGGAGGACAGGAACAGCAGCCUGCAGCGGCUGCAUCACCUCUCGAGGUGGCAGCGCAGCAGCAGCAGCAGCAGCAGCAAGCGGAGGAGCAGGAGGGCAAGAAAGGCAGGAAGCCCAAGCAGCAACCCAAGCAGGCCAAGACGUCCCCGGACAAGGCGCCUAAGAAGGCUACUCAGCGGGGCGAGGCCUCCCAGCUGCUGUGCUUCGGGUCCCUGGGGGGCGCCAUUCAGCCGGAUAUGGUGUACCGCCUG
This is a messenger RNA of Astrephomene gubernaculifera, 1813 nucleotides long. NCBI's taxonomy places the organism in Eukaryota, Viridiplantae, Chlorophyta, Chlorophyceae, Chlamydomonadales, Astrephomenaceae. The record is from the annotation of a GenBank genome assembly.